UGUUCAUUGCUCAUUUGCUUGCACAUAAUGAUCUACAUGUGCUUAUGCUUGCAUCAUGUUAGUGGCGUUUGUUUAUUUCUUUGUUUGCAGACAGAAGUGAAUUCUCCUGAGCAGUUUGUUGGGAUUAUAUUAAGAGAAAAGAUUUCAGGCUCAUUCAUAAAUGAUGUUUACAGUAUUUACAGUGGAGAGUGGGGACAGUGUGCAUCAGCCAACUGUAGUCGGCUUGAUAUCACAGAAAAGAGUUUCCUCAGUCAAAGCACAAGUAAGAGUUUCCUCAACCAAAGCACAAGUAUGAGGUCUCUUGAUGAGAUGGAUGGCUUUGAUGAUUUUGAGUCUGAAGUAUCCUCGAGUGAGGAGACCACAGCAGUUCAAAGAACACACAGCCAGUCACAACAGAAAAACGUCAAAUCCGUGCAUUCCACACUUAGAGACUGUUGUGCAAGGUUUCUGUGUAGCUGGGUCAUGCAUGAUUGUGAUGAUAUUGCUAUAUCCUCUUCUGAUCCUCAUCCAAAUGAAGUUAAAGAAAGGAUUGUUGAAUUCCUGAGAUUAGAGGACUUUAAUGUGUCCAGUGAUGGAGAUCUAAAGUUGUAUUUUACUGUAGCUUUUGCCUUGGCAUCGAGCAUCAACCCUCUGCCAAGCGUUUACUUGGAGGUUCUCUUGGAUGUGUUGAGGUACGUACUGCAUUUAAGAGUGCUUCGUGUUUUGAUGUCUAGUUGGUUUAGUCCCAAUCGUCAUUUUGAUAUCAGAACAGUUCAACAGUGGUAUAAAUAACUGUCUAGAAUGGUUGCUAAGAUACAAAUACACAAUAGUGGUUUUAUCGGGGUAUGCAAUACAUACCUUACUGUUCAGUUGUUUUACUUUUUUCUGCUAACUUAAGCAUUUCAUGUGUAUCUCUUCAUCUGAGUUCUUUUAACUGAGGAUCUGGUCAC
Orbicella faveolata is the source of this 929-nucleotide messenger RNA. Its product is annotated as serine-protein kinase ATM-like. NCBI's taxonomy places the organism in Eukaryota, Metazoa, Cnidaria, Anthozoa, Scleractinia, Merulinidae. Gene Ontology annotation, biological process: DNA repair. The record is from RefSeq and is a predicted model, not a curated record. Gene Ontology annotation, molecular function: protein binding; protein serine/threonine kinase activity.